CUCAAUAAUGGCAAAGAAUUCCUUCCACUGCUCCGGUCUCUUCACCAACCCUCAUCGACCGCUUCACCUUCGGCGCAGUCCUGGGGUCAUGGUUGAAAUGUCUUAAAGACCGUGUCCCGUCCGCUCAUCUCACACCAGUCCUUACCAAUACCUUCUCAUACCAGCUUUGCGUUCCCACCUUCACUUGAGACUUAUUUGCACUAUGGCUGAGGUCAGGAAUGAACCAGCUGAUCCGAUUGUCAGAGGAACUUUUGCAACAGCCAAGCAGUCUUGGUCUGACCUCUUCAAAUGGAAGCAACGAGUCGCUGUCACCAAUGACUAUGGUGAAACAUACUGCGAGUGGCAAUCACCACCGCCUCUGAAGAACCCUAUCAGUCUCUUCGCCAAACUCAGUGGCCGUGACUGGCUCUUCUUCCUCGUCGGUUUAGCAGCAUGGACAGCCGACGCUUUCGACUUCCACGCCCUUUCUAUCCAGACGGUCAAGCUCGCCAAGUACUAUGACACGACUAAGACCAAUGUCACCACGGCAAUCACCCUGACUCUGCUCCUGCGCUCCAUCGGAGCGGCUUUCUUUGGUCUUGCAGGAGACAAGUUUGGUCGCAAGUACCCCAUGGUCGUUAACAUGUUGAUCCUGGGCCUCCUUCAGGUCGCUACGAUCUACAGCACAACAUUCGCACAAUUUCUAGCCGUUCGUUCCUUGUUCGGGCUUUUCAUGGGCGGCGUGUAUGGCAACGCAAUCGCCAUGGCCCUUGAGAACUGCCCUGUCGAGGCACGUGGUCUGAUGUCCGGAAUCCUCCAGCAAGGCUAUUCCCUUGGCUAUGUCAUCGCGGCAUGCUGCAACCUCGGCGUGGGUGGAAGCACCGAUUCCUGGAAAACAGUCUUCUGGAUCGGCACCGGCCUCUCGAUUGGUGUCGGCUUGGUGCGUCUUUUGUUCCCGGAAUCGCAACAGUUCAUCGCCGCGAAACAGGCGGGCAAAGGCAAAACCUCGCCUACCGCAUUCUGGGUCGAAACGCGCAAGAUGCUGGUCCAGGAGUGGCGGAUGUGCCUAUACUGCAUUGUCCUGAUGACCUGGUUCAAUUACUACUCGCACACAAGCCAGGACAGCUACACGACUUUCAUGCUCACGCAGAAGGAACUGAACAACGCCGCCGCCAGCCGUGCCAGUAUCCUCAUGAAGACCGGUGCGUGUGUCGGAGGCACCAUUAUCGGCUACGCGUCGCAGUGGGUCGGACGACGUCGAGCCAUCAUCGCGUCUGCCAUCGUCUCGGGCCUGCUCAUUCCAGCGUGGAUCCUCCCGACUACGGAGCGCAGCUUGUCGGCGUCGGGAUUUUUCAUGCAAUUCUUCGUCCAAGGAGCUUGGGGUGUAAUACCAAUCCACCUCAAUGAACUGUCUCCGCCUGCAUUCCGUUCCUCUUUCCCGGGUAUCACAUACCAGCUGGGCAACAUGAUCUCAUCGCCGUCCGCGCAGAUCGUCAACGCCAUUGCCGAAAGCCAUAUGGUGACCGCCGUUGACGGCGAGCCCGCUCCAGGGUACGGUCCCACGAUGGGCAUUGCGACCGCCAUCAUCGCCAUAGGUAUCGCUGUGACCACGGCAUUCGGACCGGAGCGCCGGGGCAGAAAGUUCGAACUUGCCAAGCCUGCGGGUGCCCAGGAGAUGGAGAUCCGGGGAAAACUGGAUGCCGAGAGUCAGGUCGUUGUUGAGAAGGGUGAGGUCGGGCAGACUGAGAAUGUGGCGGAGAAGAAUUGAACGCAAAAGGUUCGCCACGGGCUACUUCGUCAGUCCUGAGAUGAAGAGACCUUGGCCUACCGAGGUUUUAGUCUCCUCACGGCUGAGACGGAGCCGCUCUUAGAGGCAGGCAAGGUGCAGGUAGUUAAGUAACUUGCAGUAGCUUCCUGCGAGGAUUGCUGGCGGGCCUUGUGGUGUGCGUAACCCAUACCUACAAUGACAGUGGCCUAUCGAGCCCGUCCGCGGUCCAAACAGGUGUUAAGAGCAAUCCUAGUACAGUCC
Messenger RNA from Exophiala xenobiotica, 2008 nucleotides. RefSeq lists its product as uncharacterized. The record is from RefSeq and is a predicted model, not a curated record. The transcript is spliced from 2 exons. Gene Ontology annotation, biological process: transmembrane transport; carboxylic acid transport. Lineage: Eukaryota; Fungi; Ascomycota; Eurotiomycetes; Chaetothyriales; Herpotrichiellaceae. The coding region runs from base 203 to 1747 and encodes 514 amino acids. Gene Ontology annotation, cellular component: plasma membrane. Gene Ontology annotation, molecular function: carboxylic acid transmembrane transporter activity.